Molecule: messenger RNA, 2340 nt
Organism: Brettanomyces bruxellensis
Lineage: Eukaryota; Fungi; Ascomycota; Pichiomycetes; Pichiales; Pichiaceae
Gene: STT3
Product: oligosaccharyl transferase stt3 subunit
Exons: 1
Coding region: 1-2340 (779 amino acids)
Biological process (GO): post-translational protein modification
Cellular component (GO): membrane
Molecular function (GO): dolichyl-diphosphooligosaccharide-protein glycotransferase activity
Source: RefSeq, a predicted model, not a curated record
AUGAACAACCAGGCUCAUCUCGAACACCAGCAGUCCAAACUUAGUGCAUUUAUAUUACAGUUGAGGAAGUACUUUGCCCUGAAACAUUCAUUUUCAGACAAAAUGCUCUGCACAGUCGACAAGGAGGGAUAUAUUCGCGUCGAUGGGCGUCUGUUGGCAGCAUUCAAGAUCUUGCUCAAGACAGCCAUUUUCGUUUCGAUCUCCUUUGCGGCAGUUUCAUCACGGUUGUUUUCCGUCAUAAGGUUUGAAUCCAUUAUCCAUGAAUUCGAUCCCUGGUUCAACUAUCGUGCAACGAAAUAUUUGGUGACGCAUUCAUUCUACAAGUUUCUCAAUUGGUUUGAUGACAAAACUUGGUACCCAUUAGGCCGUGUCACAGGAGGCACGCUUUAUCCUGGACUUAUGGUCACAUCUUCCGUGUUGUAUCAUCUCCUCCACAAGUUUGGGCUUCCAAUUGAUGUCAGAAACAUUUGCGUGCUUCUUGCACCAGCAUUUUCCUCAGUUACUGCACUAGCCACGUAUCUUCUCACUUUGGAGAUUUCAGACACUGUCAAAGGUCUUCGCUUCAAGAAAACGGCAGCCUUCUUCAGUGCACUAUUCAUGGCAAUAGUGCCAGGCUACAUUUCACGUUCCGUGGCUGGCUCAUACGAUAACGAGGCAAUUGCCAUCACUUUGUUGAUGUUGACGUUUUAUUUCUGGAUCAAAGCCGUUCGCCAUGGCUCUGUUUUCUAUGCUUCUCUCACAGCCUUGAGUUACUUCUACAUGGUUAGUGCCUGGGGUGGAUACGUGUUCAUCACCAACAUGAUUCCAUUGCACGUUUUCAUUUUGGUCCUCAUGGGUCGCUUUUCCUACAAGUUGUACACUUCUUACUGCACAUGGUACGUUCUGGGAACAGUUAUGUCGAUGCAGAUCCCAUUUGUCGGUUUCCUCCCUAUAAGAUCAAACGACCAUAUGGCUUCACUUGGAAUAUUCGGCCUCUUGCAGCUAGUCUUGGUUGCAAACUACCUCAAGCGUGUGUUAACCGCUGAGAAAUUCCACCGUCUUAUGAUUGCUUCCGGAUUCCUCGUCUUCACGUUGGGAAUAGCCGCCAUAGUCGUGGCCACCAAAGUUGGCCUCAUUGCUCCCUGGACAGGAAGAUUCUACUCUCUUUGGGAUACGUCCUAUGCCAAAAUCCACAUUCCAAUCAUUGCCUCUGUCUCUGAGCAUCAGCCUACACCUUGGGCCUCGUUCUUUUUCGAUAUGAACUUCCUGGUGUGGCUUUUCCCGGUUGGAGUCUUCCUCUGCUUCCAGGACUUGUCAAACGAGUCCGUCUUUAUCAUCAUCUACUCAGUUUUGGCAUCAUAUUUUGCCGGUGUCAUGAUCAGAUUGAUGCUUACUCUUUCUCCGGUCGUUUGCAUCUGCGCCGGACUUUGCUUGGGCAGAAUUUGUGGAAUUUACAUGGACUUCAGGGAUGAGAUUUCCGCCAAGGCCCAGAAAUCCGCCUCGCGUGUCUUUUCUCUUGUUUCCAAGUUGCUCGUUAGUGCUUCCGUGAUCUUCUACUUGUACUACUAUGUGCAGCACUGCACAUGGGUCACUUCAAAUGCUUACUCGUCCCCAUCUGUCGUUUUGGCAUCCAAACUUCCAGAUGGUAGCAAUACUAUCAUUGAUGAUUUCAGAGAAGCUUACUACUGGCUACGUAUGAACACUGCCGAGGAUUCCAAGGUGAUGGCCUGGUGGGAUUAUGGAUACCAAAUCGGUGGAAUGGCCAACAGAACGACUUUUGUUGACAACAACACUUGGAACAACACUCACAUUGCCACUGUUGGUAAAGCAAUGUCUGUUGGUGAGAGGGAGUCCGAAGUGAUAAUGAGAAGAUUGGGUGUGGACUACGUUUUAAUCAUUUUCGGAGGUUUGAUCGGGUAUUCCGGUGAUGACCUCAACAAAUUCCUAUGGAUGAUUCGUAUUGCCCAUGGAAUAUGGCCAGAUGAGGUAGACGAGACCAAGUUUUUCACUGGAGAUGGAAACUACAGGGUUGAUGAUCUUGCCUCACAAACGAUGAAGGACUCCCUCAUGUACAAGAUGAGCUACUACAGGCUGUCCGAGGCAUUUGGAGGAUCAGAUCCUGUCGAUAGGGUCAGAAGACAGAGAUUGAGCCGGCCAUAUGCGGAAAGCAUACACUUGGAUGUUUUAGAUGAGGUGUUCACCAGUGAAAACUGGAUUGUCCGUAUUUAUAAGCUCAAGGACCCUGACAAUUUUGGAAGAGACUUGGUGUCGAUUGGUGAGGAGAAUCUAGCAGGAAAAAGCAGAAGAGCAUUAAGAAAAUUGACGCGGACAAAGCCUGAUACCCAGUUGAACUUAUUGUAA